This is a messenger RNA of Gadus macrocephalus (Pacific cod), 5410 nucleotides long. It is a transcript of the gene rell2, whose product is annotated as RELT like 2. The record is from RefSeq and is a predicted model, not a curated record. The transcript is spliced from 6 exons. The coding region runs from base 102 to 2366 and encodes 754 amino acids. Gene Ontology annotation, biological process: positive regulation of p38MAPK cascade; positive regulation of cell-substrate adhesion. Lineage: Eukaryota; Metazoa; Chordata; Actinopteri; Gadiformes; Gadidae.
AUUAUCAUCAUCGUCAUCACCGUCAGGCUCCGAGACCUGCUGAGUUGAGGAGGCGACACGAUGGCUUGGCUCUCCUCCUAACUAACCGUCCGGCCUUCAGCAUGAGCGACUUGGACGCCUUGGCGGUCGCGGAGCCCCCCCCCCCCUACAUGAUCUUCCUGGUGGUCUUCCUCUUCUUCGUCACGGGGCUGCUGGGCUUCCUGGUGUGUCACACGCUCAAGAAGAGAGGCUACCGCUGCCGCACCUGGGAGACGGACGAAGAGGAGGAGGAGGAGGAGGAGGAGAAGGAGAAGGAGAAGGAGGGAAAGAAGGAGGAAGUCAGUGCAGAAGAUGAUGACGAAGACAACCAGGACACAGUGGAGCAAAUCCUCAAAUGUAUUAUUGAAAAUGAAGCCAACAUGGAGGCCUUUAAGGAGAUGCUGGGGAACCAGAACGUGUGUGCUCUCCACGACCCCAGGUUGCUGCGGAAGGAGUCCCUCGGCGGCGUCCCUCCCCACCACCACACGGUGCAUUCUGGGAGCGACCGGAACUCGUGUCACCUGUGUGCCCAGGGCCGCGUGAAGAAGGGCCGGCGCCGCAGCCGCACCCCCAAGCCCAAGAAACCCGGGGAGCAGACGGUGUUCUCCGUCGGCAGAUUCCGGGUGAUCCACACGGACAAGAAGCUCCAAGGAAGCCCUAAUCCAAUGGCCGACUCCGGCGACCAACUGAAUCAAUCGCAAGACAGCAAGGAUCCAAAGGACGGCGCUGAGGACCCCAAGGAAGGGGGCUUCAACCUGAGGAACAUGUUCAAGGAUGUCAAGCAGCCCGCGGAGAGCUCCAACGGGGCCGUCCCAAACCCGGGCAAACGCAGGAAGAGCCUGACCAUAUUCGGCCUGGGGAGGCGCGGAAGUGACCCGGCGGGGCUGAAGAUGGCGUCCCUUCCUGGGGGACGGGUUUUCGGAGGUCUGAGGGAGGGCGGAGUGAAGUUCUCGAAGCAGGCGCCCGUAGUGUUUGAGGAACAGCUGCCGACGUGCCCGGAAACCGACUCUGUGACAGAGGUCCCUUACUCCGUGCCCCUGAAGGGUAUCACCGAGGCUGGCUCUCCGAGCCCCCGCGGCCUCGAGCCUCCGGACGGGCCGACGACAGAGCCCUCAGUGGGUGCCGCGGCUCAAGAGACCCCCGUCCCCAGCUCCUUAGCCAUUCCCACCUCUCUCCCAACCCGACGAACAUUACAAAGCCCUUCCCCCGGGACGGCAAGGGAGGAGAAGAAGUCGGCGGAGGUGUACUCACCUGGGCCACAACAGACCUCGACACCCAUAGCCCCCGGCUUUGGAGUCGCUUCCGGGCCGACGCCUUCUGCUGCUGCCCCUCAACGCACGGCCUCUUCCAGUGAAGGUCUUCUACCCAGCGGUACUCUACCCAGCCCCUACUCGAUAUCCAGCCUGGACGCAGAUCCGGGCAUCGGAGGGAGCCUAGCCUCCAUGACCCUUGGCUUGUCUCCUACCUCACUCUUCCCGGUCCAAACCACGUCCCCGGCGUCACUGAGAACGCCUACCUCAAGUGCAGUGUUCGCACAGAGCCUCACCCCGCCGCCACAUGACUCAAGAAACGCCCCCACGGAGCCAGUCAAAACUCCCUCAGCCUCCCCUGCUUUGAAGCACAGCCCUCAACUGACCUCCGUCUUGAGUAGGUCUAACCAAUCUCCUACCGCUUCUUUAAGCCUCGGUAGGAUCCCUAGCCCAUUACUAGCCCGCACCCCUUCUCCUGCGCUCACCCUGACCACAAACGCCAGUGCCAUGUCCCCCUCUCCAACCCCUUCUGCUAUCCUCUCUCCGGGGUCUUCCCAGACCUCACCACGUGACGCUUUGCCUCAUGUUAGAGGAAGGUUCACUAGUGUGGCCUCUCCUGCCUCGGAACCCGACCAGCUCCCGUGUGUAUCCGCAGGAGAUGUUCACAGUGCUUCUCUGGCUUCCCCUUCUGCCCCGCUGGGUAAGGACGGACCGAGCAGUCGACCCGUGUCUCCAGGGCAGUCACGCUCCCCGUCCUUGCCCCAAGAGGGAAGAAUGAGUAGUGUGUCCAUUGUCAAAGCUAGCCCAGAUAGAAAAAGGGAAUUUUCUGUGGUGACUAUGCUGGAGGAGGAAGAGCCUUCUAUUUUGACAACAAAAGAAGAGACCGGAGAGACUUCUGACCUUAAGAAGGACUUGGAAAAAGUUGAUAUUAGGUCAACUGUCACUAAGACAGGAUACUCUUCAGUUUCAGGGUCUGUACAAACUACGACGCUGGACAAAGAGCUUUCUACAGUGCUUGUAGUGCCAUCGGUGAGCCAAGGAAAGGAUGACAUUGUAGAGAUGAAAGAUCUACAAGAGGUUGUACAGGAUGAUAACUAACAGGGAAUUAAGACAUGAUGGGCCGCCAACAUAGAAGACCAGGACUGACAACCGUGUGUUGCAUUGCAAGUGAAGGAACAGAGUGGAAUAAAUAGAAGGCUGACCCUGAACAACACUAUUAAUCACAGCAGAAGAAACAGAUAACUCAUCUCGUGGGAACAAGGGUGUGUGGGGGGGGGGGGGGGGGAAUUAAUAUAUUGCUUCCGAUGGAGAUGGAAGCAGCUAAACGAUGAAAAGUAAACAAUGUAUCCCACAUAAUCAUGUAUUUUAUAAAAUGUUUAUUUAACAAUGCUAUGUAACACUGGUGAGGGUUGUUGUGAGUACGAGCCGCCUGGCUGGCCAGCAGAUUUAGGCUCUUUAAAGCUCUUACGUCUGCCACUAGCUGCUAGCUUAGAGAGCUAAUAUGAGCUUCUUUGACCAAAAGUUGGAGCUAUGGGGCUCACAACACUGUGAGUGCUCUGUAAUGAAUAACGACAUAACCAUGGUGCUCAUUUAUCAAUAUGUAAAUGCAGUGAUAGCAUUGUGAGUGCUGGCACUGGUGUUCUUAUGUAUUGAUAAUCUUGUCUGAACAAUUGAAGCUAGUUUUAAAUUAUUAAAGCAUAUCUAACCCCAGUAUAGCUUAACACAUACCUAUCAGAGGAUCUGUUACUCCAACUAGUUUAACCUAUAACUGCUACAAAUAGUUCAGCUUUUACUGCUCACAUGGGACAUAAACAAACAAUGUGUAUGUUUCCCCUGAAACAUCAAUCUGGUAAAUGUGUAGGUCACCAUUGCGAAUGUAUUGUACAUUUAACACUGAGCCACAAUUAAGUCUCAAUUGGAAAACUUGCCAAGUCCUGUUAUUCCAAAAGGACCACAUUGGUCUGUGAUAUGAGUAUAGCCAGGCUAUAUAGCAAGGCCAAAGAGGUCUUCCCAAUAUUUUUCUGUUUGUCCGCUAAUUUUAUCAUAACAUAAUCCAGUAUCCAGACUUAAAAAUCAACACUUAAACUGCUAAGAGUCUUUUCUGGAAAAAGUACUCCUCAACGAUAUUUGGUGGAUCGGCCAUAUUUGUUCAUUUUCAUUACUUUUUGGAUGUUUUCUUUUGCCAUUUAAUGUAAUUUUAGAUCUCUGCUAAAUUGACCGCAAAUUGCUAUGGCAACAGCUAAAAGGAGGGAACAACCAUGGAGUAUUAUGAGUUAUUGUGAAAUAAUUAUCGAAGAAUUCCAAACAUGUGAGCAUGGACAGAACUAAACUUGCUAAAUGAAAUAAAGGACCUCAAAAUUGGCAGUUGAAAAUAGAAUCAUUGAGAAAUUGUGGCAGAUAAAAAUAUUCAAGACAUUCCAAUGAAAUAUCUGGUGUUUAUGUCAUAUAAUUGCAUUAUGUGUAGAUGACGUGGCUAGCGGGGUUCUUAUCCCAAUUCAAGAUGCUGAAUUAGUUUUAAAUGCUAUAAACUUGUCCAUCUAUGUCAUGCUGUAACACAAACCUGUUCUUUUUUUGCAAACAAAAGGAAAGGCCAGCAAUCAACAGUAGGGCUGAGGACAAGGACUGAGUUCACUAUUCAACCUAUUAUACGUCUGUAUAGAAAUUGUCUUCACAAGCCCUCUAUUCUACACUUUUGAUGUAAGUCUCUUGCAAGGCAACACUUGGUGUUUUAUGAUUCUCAGGAAGGGUCCGAGAAUAGGGCAAGGUACUAUAACUCCAAGUAUAAUCUGGUUGAUAAGCAACACAUAAACAAACGUCUCUUUGUAAACUGUGAAUGUGUGUGCCUGCAAUUUAGCAAUCUGUAAUCUGUCGAUGUUUGAGGAUGGAGUCACAUGAACAAACAUUUCUUUUUAAAUUAUUUUUUUAAGCCUCAUGGUUUGAACAUCGCACCUUUACUUAAUCGUAAAUGUACAAGUAAACACACGCAUACCAGCAAUUUGGAUUCAUUUAAGCUGUAGGUUUAGUGAGUGUAAUAUCACAGUAUUAUCAGGGUGUCGUUGCUACAACAUCAGAUGUCUUUUGGUGUCAGGAGUUGGUGAAGAGGGUGUCUUGUAGGGAACCGUCAUUACUGAGGUUGGACGUCAUACAGUUUCCCAGCCUUUCUAGAGAAAUCCUGACAUUAGUCUCUUUUAGCCUGCCGUCAGAAUUUGUAUGCGUUUCCUUUCUCUUAAAGGUAUUUUUAUGCUGCCAGCAAACAUCAAACAAAAAAGCUAUAGUUACGUUUUAUACUUGUAUGGCGAAAAUGUAAUUCCUCCUGACAUCUUUGGAUUUAUUUCAUGUUGGUAUUCUGGCUCUGUGUCUGCAUCACUAUCAAUAUCUAACUUCUACACAAUGUCUCUCUUAAGUGGUGGUACCUUUACAUAAUGGGUCGUUUAAAGCAGCUCUAGGGGAAAAGGAUUGAUGCAGAAGGCACUUUUCUUACGCAGUAUAUAUUGAAAGCCAUUGGAACACUGAGAUUAUAAGGAAUGAAAAGUCAUAUUUGUGUGCUUUAUUAGAAAUCAUUAGAAUAGCUUUCUUUUCUUUGUGCGAGUGGAUACACAUUUGGGGGGUAAUAAUCACACGUGAGGCACAUGCACCACAGUCACAUGUACAGUACACUCAGAACCCAGGAGGGCCGUUUCCCAGGGCCACCGUGGUAGUAGUAGACAAACAGCCGUAGGUGAUCCCUGUGUUUGUCCUCGAUGAAGCGUCUGGGAUCGGCUCUGUAUUCCCGUGCUGUGUUCACUGAGAUAUGAAGGGAAGGCUCACUUCAUCUAGAAACAGGGUUAUCCAAGGAUUUAACCUUUAGCACAAUGUUCACAAUACACUCAGCAAUAACGUAAAGAUUUAACGCUGUUGAACAUGACUAUAAUAUGUUUUAUGUUUUGUCACAAUGAAAGGAAUUACAUUAUCAAGUCCACCUUUUUCGUGUCGAUGUCAAUAUGCAAUAUACGUUUUGCUUUCGAUUAUGGAAACAUGUUGGAACCUCCAGAUUAAAUUGUCAAGAUAUUGAACACAAUGAAUCUGUGGUAAUAAUAAAGUGAUUCUGAUUAAUCUGGACACUUUGGAUUGGAAAUGGAUUAAAGAAAUAAGAGAAAUGUGCA